UUAAUCUUAUGAUUUAGUCAAUGAAGAAAGAAUUUUUAGAUGAUGCUUUCAAGCCACUCCACCAUCGGCCUGAUCGAAUGGCGAAUAAUAGUGCCAAAAGAAAGGGUACUACUCAACCUUAUUCCAAUUAUCAAUCUAAUCAUGAGAGGUUGCAGUAUCCAUGGAAGGAGGAGAAGUUUCAAUCCAUUUCUUCUAAACCUAAGCAUAAGGAUGAGUCAUCUAUGGCGGAGUCAUGUGAGCGUAUAGUGGAGACCUUUCUAGCACCAUACAUUGAUCAACAUAGACGAAUGAAGGUUUCAAAGAGCUGCCAUCAAGAUGAAAUUCCUAUGGAGAAAUCUGUUGAGUUCAUUGUUCAUAAAGGAGAAUCUUAUUUUGUACCACUAUUGGUUAAGAAGGUUGAUGUGGAAGAGAAUCCAAACAUCAAGCAUGAUGGGAAAGUACUUGAAGUUCAGUCUACAUUAGCUAGUAAUCAAGGGCUAGUUGGAGAGAAGAGUGGGAUUCGAGAUAGCAGUGUGAUCCAUGAGGUAAAAUUUGAGGGUAAGAAAGAGGUAAAACUCGAGGAAAGCGUGAAAGAAAAAAGGAGCGAAGAUUCAAGUGAGUCGAGUGAGAUACAUGAGAAAGAAAGUAAGUUGAAUUUGUGUGUUAAAACAAGUGGGUGUGAGUUAACUUUGAGAGUUGAGCAAAGAGUGUUUGUUCUUAUGACUAACCAUCCUUAUUUUGUUUUGCCAAGUAUAUUUGUUGAUUUUGGGCAAGUGAGUAGAUUACUUGACAUGCUGAAUUGUGGAGUUGUGCAUCCAUGCUGUCCAUUUAUAGAGAGUUGCAACACAUUUGCUAUCCUACCUACUCAAGGCUUGGAAGUUAUGUCCAUUGAAAGAUGUUCGAUAAUUAAAGGACUAGCGAACGUAAUGCAAAGUGGAUUUAGUUUCGUGAUGUGA
Molecule: messenger RNA, 935 nt
Organism: Coffea arabica (coffee)
Lineage: Eukaryota; Viridiplantae; Streptophyta; Magnoliopsida; Gentianales; Rubiaceae
Source: RefSeq, a predicted model, not a curated record